AAAUUUCUCUUCUUUGAAUCACCGUACCCACCACCUCUCUCUGUGUCGUGCCUUUUAAGGUUCGUUGGUUUCCAUGAAGAACAACAGUUGGCACGGCAACGGAGAAGUAUGCUCCCCAGAGAGGGGAAAAGAAGGAGCGCUUGAAAAUGGACAUGGGUCCGACUCCGACGGCGUCGUAUUGGGUUUGGAUGGUGGAACCACCUCCACAGUCUGCGUCUGCAUUCCGUUGCUUUCCUUUUCCGACCACAACCUCGCGAACCCUGUCCCCAUUCUCGCACGCGCCGUUGCUGGUUGCUCCAACCACAACAGCGUCGGAGAGAAUUCUUCCAAGGAUACAUUGGAACAGGUUAUGGCGGAAGCCCUCUGUAAGUCAGGUUCAACUUGGUCUUCUGUUCGUGCUGUUUGUUUAGGUGUUUCUGGUGUUAACCAUCCAAAGGACCAGGAAAGGAUAUUAAAUUGGCUAAGGGACAUAUUCCCUAGUCAUGUAAAGCUAUAUGUUCACAAUGAUGCCCUAGCAGCUCUGGCAAGUGGGACCAUGGGAAAGCUUCAUGGAUGCGUUUUAAUUGCUGGUACAGGAUGCAUUUGUUAUGGUUUUUCUAAAGAUGGUAGAGAAGCUAGGGCUGCAGGUGCAGGGCCUGUCUUAGGUGAUUGGGGAAGUGGCUAUGGGAUUGCUGCACAGGCAUUAACAGCCGUAGUGAGGGCUCAUGAUGGUCGUGGUCCACAAACAACGCUUACACGCAGUAUCUUGAAGGUUCUCGGCCUUUCUUCUCCUGAAGAACUGAUAGGGUGGACUUAUGCGGAUCCAUCUUGGGCACGUAUUGCAGCACUUGUUCCGGAAGUGGUGUCGUGUGCAGAAGCAGGUGAUCAAAUCGCAAAUAAGAUACUAGUUGAUGCAGUCCAGGAAUUGGCUCUAAGCGUGAAAGCUGUUGUUCAAAGACUUUGCUUGUGUGGCGAAGAUGGAAAUAGUUCUUGCCCUAUUGUGAUGGUUGGUGGUGUCCUUGAAGCUAAUAAGAGUUGGGAUAUAGGAAAAGAAGUUAUUAAUUGUAUCCACGAACGCUACCCUGGGGCUUAUCCAAUUAGACCAAUGGUAGAGCCAGCUGUUGGGGCAGCUUUGCUGGCCUGCAAUUUCUUGAUGAAAGAAUCAGAAGGGCACUGUAACAGCUGACCAGGGAUCUGCAGCAAGUGUUCCACUGUUCAUUUCAAAAUACAAGUAGUAUAUUUAAAUAAUAUUGUUAUUGUCAGGGAGUCUGUGUGCUACAAACAUUGAGCAAUUGUUUCAUUAAUCACAAAUGAUUCAGGCAUUUUUUUUCCAGUUGUGUGUGCUACAAAAGAUGAAAAGAGAAUCAGCUAGAGUAUAAAAUGUGUACAAUGCAUAAAACAUGGAUUUUAAUUUCAAUUACCUGAAAAGCUAUUGUUGGCUUAA
This is a messenger RNA of Corylus avellana, 1423 nucleotides long. Its product is annotated as Actin-like ATPase superfamily protein. The record is from RefSeq and is a predicted model, not a curated record. NCBI's taxonomy places the organism in Eukaryota, Viridiplantae, Streptophyta, Magnoliopsida, Fagales, Betulaceae.